AUGGCGACGACCGCUCGCGUUCGCGUUUCCACGGCCGCGCGCGCAUCGCCCGCGAGCGCGGGCGCGCGCGCGUCGCGCCGCCGCGCGGUCGCGGCCGCGCGAGGGCGCGGCGGCCGAAGACUCGCGCGCGCGUCCACCGCGUCGUCAUCCUCCGAGACGACGACGGACGCGACGUACGUCGAGUCGGAAGAGGAGGAGGCGGAGCGCGUCGCCGUCGGCGCGCUCGUCGGGUGGUGCGUCGAGCGCGGCGCGACCGGAAGCGGUCUCUCCGUGCUCCUGCCCGACGGCAGCGGUCGCGGGAGAGGCUUAGAAGCGAGCCGCGACAUCGAGGUGCGCGUCCCGACGUCCAUCCGUCCGUCCGUCCGUCGUCGAUCUCGCUCUCGUCGCGCGAGAGGGUUUAGGGUUGUGGCGCGCGUCGCGACGCGGACGCGACGCGACGCGACCGCUCUCGCCGUCUCCUCCGCGUCGAUUCGAUCGCUCGUCGACGUCGGUCCCCGUCCGACCGUCCUCCCGCCGCGCCCGCGACGCCUCGCUCACCCGUCGUCCGUCGUUCGUCCGUCGCGUCGCGUCGCGUCGCAGGCGAGCGAGCCGGUGCUGUGCCUCCCGCUCGAGAUGGGCAUCUGCGACUAUCAGGCGCGUUCUAUAUCACACUGGUCCCCAUACGACCGCGUUCGCGUGGUGAACGCCGUUCCUUAA
Molecule: messenger RNA, 696 nt
Organism: Micromonas pusilla CCMP1545
Lineage: Eukaryota; Viridiplantae; Chlorophyta; Mamiellophyceae; Mamiellales; Mamiellaceae
Exons: 1
Coding region: 1-696 (231 amino acids)
Source: RefSeq, a predicted model, not a curated record